AACAUUUUACAGCAGGAAUUGCACCGUUUAAAGCUUGAUUGUAUUAAAAAUUACAAUCAUCUUACUAUGCUGGAUGCAUCCUUUUCACCUGUCGUAGGAAGUAUACAUGGCCCAGCUAAGAAGAGGAAGACAACUCCUGGUAAAACUGUAUUAAUUGGAUGAGUUUUUGCUAAAAGCUGAAACUGUCGACUGUAAUGUGUCAGAAUAUGCCAUGCAUACAGAAACCUGAUGUCAUGACUCAACUCUACAAUCUAGGUAUACCAUGCGUACUGAUUUAUGUACCAAUGUCAAGUGCCCUUUCUCGGAAGGUGCCUUGUCCAUUGAUGCUGUUACAUUCUUGCUUUUAGAAAAGAUCAAGAAGCAUCUAUUUCAGCAAAGACAGUUUGAUUCAUCAAGUUUCAGAUCCCUUUCAGACAAUUAUAAUAAUGGACAGUGUUCUAAUCAGGAUGUAGUUCCAUGUACCGAUAGCAUAAGUUGUGAUGUGUCAUGCUGUUUGAAAAACCAAGGGGCUUGUCGUAUUCAACCAGAUGUUCGUAUUGAUGUUACCAUAUGCCAACUUAGUGACAUUCUCUCAUUGUUGGAGCUUGUUUCAAUCAAAAUGGGCUGGCAAUGGACCAACACAGAACUUGUUCCUCAGCUGCUUCAUGUACUGGACUCUUGUGUGGUGGAGAACGCUGCGGUUGCUAUCAUUGCUCUUCUUGGUCAGCUUGGAAGGUUUGGAGUUGAUGCUGGCGGAUAUGAAGACCAAGGAGUUGAAAAUUUGAGAUCUAAGUUAUUGUCUUCUCUAAACAACUUUUCCAUCAAAGCAGGCACUUCCCUUCAAAUUGCCGCUGCCUCUGCUCUGUUUGCCCUUCUUCCUCUUGAUUUAGCAGUUUUGAAGAAUGAGUUUUAUCUUUCAGCAUAUUCUAGUAAAUCUAUUUCUGAUGACACUGGAAGUUUAACGAAGUGGUUUUUUGGACUAGCGGAACAUCAAAGAGAAUCGCUAUAUGGCAUUUUAAAAUGCACUGAUUAGUUUUUUUUUUUUAUUUUUAAAAUCAGUACCUUCAGAUGAAUUGAUUUAAGAUUUUUGUUCCGAUUCGUCGAGGAUACUCGUUGAAAAACUGUACAGGUUAUAGGAAAUUAGGCGGUUGAGAGCUGAUGUAGCUGUCAGAUUUUGUACACUAUUUUUUUGGGGGAGAAUAUCUUGUUUCCAUAUUUAUAUUGGUUAAUCUAUGUAAAUUUAUAAUUUUAAAUACCAAUUUCGUUACCAAAGUGGCGUUUAUCGUCCAAA
Messenger RNA from Vicia villosa (hairy vetch), 1270 nucleotides. RefSeq lists its product as uncharacterized. The record is from RefSeq and is a predicted model, not a curated record. The transcript is spliced from 5 exons. NCBI's taxonomy places the organism in Eukaryota, Viridiplantae, Streptophyta, Magnoliopsida, Fabales, Fabaceae. The coding region runs from base 263 to 1012 and encodes 249 amino acids.